CGGCCGUCGAAAACGGAGAACUGCCGUUUGUGACUGUAGCAGAAGGUCCUGAACAAGCCACAGAUACAUAAAUUGUCUGGGAGAUUUUUUUCUAUUUUAGCCUGCUGCACUUUUGGAAUCAGCUCCAACCAUGUCUGUUGUCGCCAUGAAGAGUAAGCAGAAGAACCCGUCCGUAGUGUCGAUCCGUGGCCCCGCCGAUGGCAUGGAAACAGCCAAGCCAGCUGCGACCAAGGAGAUUUCGCUCGAGCCCCUUACUGUAAAAGCGUCUCCACCCAGACAGUCCCCCCGAGCAGCUCCGGCAUCCCCCGGUGUCCUGCACCUAGGAAAGGUUAACAAGGAGUCCUGCGCAGAGCUGGAGGCCGUGCGCAUCGUGGUGCCGCGUACGGCCAUCAUCCGGAGCACCCGAGUCGUCGGCCACGCUGAGAACAAGGCGGGCGAGAAAGGAUCUCCCCACCACGGUGCUGAAGACCGGCCGCCCUCCCCUCCGUCAGAACCGCAGGACUACAAGAGCAUCGUAGAGAAGCUACAGAACACCGAGCGCAGACUGCUGCAGGACAAAGAGGGCCUCUCCAACCAGCUGCACGUUCAAACCGAGGUAAACCGGGAGCUCAAGAAGCUUCUGGUGGCCUCGGUGGGCGACGACCUGCAGUAUCACUUUGAGCGCAUGGCGCGGGAAAAGAAUCAGCUCAUCCUGGAAAACGAGGCACUGGGACGCAACCUGGCGCACAUCGCCGAGCAGCUGGAGCGCAUGAGCAUCCAGUGUGACGUGUGGAGGAGCAAGUUUCUCGCCAGCCGGGUGAUGGCCGAGGAGCUGACGAACGCCAGGGCUGCUCUCCAGCGCCAUACAAGGGAAGCACAGUGUGCCAUCCAGGACCUGUUACGGGAGAGGCAGGAAUUCUCCCAAAAUAUGAUGCACACACACAGGUCUCUGGAGCAGCUGCUCGUCUCGUUACAGUGGGGUCGACAGCAGACCUAUUACCCCAGCGCCCAACCUCUCAGCACCGGAGAACUGGCUGCAUCCAAUCACAAGCUGGCGGACGCCAUCAACUCCCACCUGCUGGGAAAUGUAAGCAGCAUCAGCAUCAGCAGCAGCGCCAGUGUGAAGCACAGCACGGUGUCGGAACUCUGCAGCACUCCAGCUGAGAAGAUGGCAGAAAAGGUACUCAGGAUUCUGGAUCCCAUCUCCUGUCCGGACAGCACGGAUGACCCAGCUGCUAUAGACACCGGCGCUUCUUCUUUCCUGCCCAACAAGAAAAGCAUCGGACGUUUUCAUCCGUACACUCGCUAUGAGAACAUCACCUUCAACUGCUGUGAACGCUGCAGCGGGGAACUGCUGGUGCUUUAGGAUCGAAUCGGCUCAGGUUCAUGCUGACGCUUCCUGUUACUGUUAGUGCUGUUUAGCAUUAAUAGUUACAGACACAACUGCAGUACUGUAAUAAUAAUAAUAAUAAUAAUAAUAAUGAGCACAGGGCUGAUUCGAUCCUCGUAACCUUUCGUAACUAAACGUGAGCCACGUCCCAGGGCGUAGGAGGACCCUAAACACCCUGUUUUAUAUACAGAAACUCAGGCACAGCUAUACUUUGAAAAGUGUUGCUGUGACUCACAGGAAUGCCAUCCUUCCUAUCCAGAGUCCUGCCAACUCUCGGCUAUGGCAGUCAGUUCUUCUAUUACUAUUCAGAAGCAAAUUCUUUACUGACGCAUUUAUCCAAAGCGACUUACAAUACAGUAACAUAAUACAGUCCAAGCAGUUGAGGGUUAAAGGCCUUGCUCAAGAGCCCAACAGUGGCAACCUGGCAGUGGUGGGGCUUGAACCAGUGACCUAGUCCAGUUCCAUAACCGCUGGGCUACAACUGCCUUGUAUUUAAAGAAACUGUGAUUGGUGAUUGGGUGGUGACCUGGCUGGGCAUCCACACAAACACAAUCAGCCGUGUUUGAGGGAGGGAGAGUCGUACGGGAGUCCCCUUCUGCUGCCUGUGUGAUAUGGGUUCUUCAUACAUGAUACGGCUCUGUGUGGGAACCCAACACUGGCAGGUGAAGAGAAGUGGCCACUGAUUGGACGCGUGUGGUGAUCCCUCACUCCUUGAUCACAUCAAAGGUCGUGCACACACGGUCGGGAAUUGGUAAUGACCAGAUUGGGAGAUAAAGGAGGACAAUCCAGGAGAAAUGAAAUGCUGUGAUCCAUCUAAACAACAGUUGAAAAGUCUGUGUUUGGCCCGGCUGAUUUAAACAAAAUAUAUUAUGAAUUUCUGAGGCUGAGUUGGAUCUUGCAGCCUUUUGCAUUAUCAGUGUUACAGGAACCAAACAGUAUGUUGCAUAAUCAUUGUAAAUGAGGUAAAAUGUGGCAAUUACUUCUUUCAUUCUUUUAAUCAGUCUGUAAUUAUCAGCAGUUCUGAUUAAACAUGACUUGCUUUGUCUUUGCACAAAUGUUUAAAUGCCGUUUGUAAUUGAGGUUUGACAAAUGUUUAAAUGCUGUUUGUAAUUGAGGUUUGUAAUUGCUGCAUAUUGAUUUACUGAAACCAAACCGACCCCUCGUGCUCAAAAGUCAAACGUCUAGCAGUUUGUAUUUGCACAGUAUUUAAGUUAUCUGUUACUUGACUGAAUGUUGUGUAUGUUUUUCAAAAGGUGCAAUAAGCAGUUCUACCCGAUAAAAUAGAUUUUUAAUGUUUGUAAAGCUUUAUCUGCUUUUGUUAUUACUGAGGUGACCAAAAUAAAGUAUCAUUAAUGUCUGGUUAAAA
Trichomycterus rosablanca is the source of this 2735-nucleotide messenger RNA. RefSeq names its product basic leucine zipper nuclear factor 1 (gene blzf1). The coding region runs from base 131 to 1345 and encodes 404 amino acids. The transcript is spliced from 7 exons. Gene Ontology annotation, biological process: Golgi to plasma membrane protein transport; Golgi organization. The record is from RefSeq and is a predicted model, not a curated record. NCBI's taxonomy places the organism in Eukaryota, Metazoa, Chordata, Actinopteri, Siluriformes, Trichomycteridae. Gene Ontology annotation, cellular component: Golgi membrane.